Messenger RNA from Motacilla alba alba, 2141 nucleotides. It is a transcript of the gene TSPAN7, whose product is annotated as tetraspanin 7. Bases 244 to 993 code for a protein of 249 amino acids. The transcript has 8 exons. Lineage: Eukaryota; Metazoa; Chordata; Aves; Passeriformes; Motacillidae. The record is from RefSeq and is a predicted model, not a curated record. Gene Ontology annotation, cellular component: membrane.
CUCCCAGUAAAUGUCACCCCGCGGCCGCCCCCCGGCAGACGAUGUUCGAGCGCGGUGUGCGCUGCCCCCGGCGGCCCGGGGCGGGGGUCCCCGGGCGGCAGCAGGAGGCGCGGUGAGCCCGGCCGCGGCAGCCGGGCGCUGAGCUCACCUCCCUCCGCCCCCCCCGCUCCCUUCUCCCUCCCCCUUCCCUCCCUCCUCCUCCGCCUCCUCCCGCGCCCAGCCUGCAGCCGGGAUCUCAGUAUUAUGGCAUCGAGGAGAAUGGAGACCAAACCCGUGAUAACGUGUCUGAAAACCCUCCUCAUCAUCUACUCCUUCGUGUUCUGGAUCACCGGCGUUAUCCUGCUGGCAGUGGGUGUCUGGGGCAAGCUGACCCUUGGCACCUACAUCUCCCUCAUUGCUGAGAACUCCACCAAUGCCCCCUACGUGCUCAUCGGGACGGGCACCACCAUCAUCGUCUUCGGCCUCUUCGGCUGCUUCGCCACCUGCCGUGGCAGCCCAUGGAUGCUGAAGCUGUAUGCCAUGUUCUUGUCCCUGGUGUUCCUGGCUGAGCUAGUGGCUGGCAUUUCAGGGUUUGUCUUUCGCCAUGAGAUCAAGGAUACUUUCCUUAGGACAUACACUGAAGCAAUCCAGAACUACAACAAGAACGAUGAGCGGAGCCAUGCAGUGGAUAACGUACAGGAAAGUCUGAGCUGCUGUGGCAUUCAGAGCUACACCAACUGGAGCACCAGCCCUUACUUCUUCAAGCACGGCAUCCCUACGAGCUGUUGCAUGAACUCCAGUGACUGCAACACUCAGGAUCUGCGCAACAUGACCGUGGCUGCCACUAAAGUAAACCAGAAGGGCUGUUAUGACUUGGUGACCAGUUUUAUGGAGACAAAUAUGGGAAUCAUAGCUGGAGUGGCUUUUGGGAUCGCAUUCUCACAGUUGAUCGGGAUGCUGCUGGCAUGCUGUCUGUCCCGGUUUAUUACUGCUAACCAGUAUGAGAUGGUGUAACAAGUCUUUCAAGAAGUGUGAAGUCCAGAGCCUGUGUGAAGACCAGGAGCUGCAGAAUUGGAGAAAGACUGCCAUGAAUGUUAUAGCACACACUGUCUCUCGCACGCACGCACGCACGCACGCACACCCCCACGAGCAAGCCCGUGCGCGCGCACACUCGCACCCCACUCCCCAACUGUCCCAUGCGUAGUGUCCCAUUCUGUGAAGUUCCGCGGUGCCACCCGCAGUGGCCGGGUCCCCUCGGCCCCCAGAGGCAGCCCCCGUCCCCGCGGCGCGGCCCAGGGCGGCACCGUCUGUAUGUUCUUGGUCACACAGUAGUUGCAUCGUAAGUUAACAAAGGUAACUCAUUAACAGCAUUGAUCGGGCUGUGCAUGUAGUGACUGGAGGGCAUAAUUAGCCUUUCACCAUGGUUAAUAAGUGUUGCACACGUUCAUAUAAACCGGUAUAUGAAAUAUAUAUUCUUUUGGUUUUAUCUUAAUUUCUUGUUUUGUUUAUUGCUUUACUAAGGUUUCCAUCCUUUCCCCCCUUCCCCUGCGCCUGUCCCCCUCUCCCCAAAAACAAAGGAAUCAGUAACAUAACGUAAAGAUACUUGAAAAUGAUGUUAAAAUGUUGUGCUUGAAGGGAACUGUUAUUCCUGAUGUUCUUCUACAUCUUUGAUUCUUACUCAGUGUUGUAUGCCUAGUGCGUAUCCCAGUAGGCUUUGUCUAGUGCAUUUUGCCUCGGAACCUGAUCCUGUGUAAUACUGUUAUUAAGCUGUGUUGUUGCUUACUGUGAAGGCAGAAAUUUUUGCUCCCUUUAUUUUUAUUACGUAGCUAUGAACUAAUUGAACUGUGCUGUACUGCGGCCUUCAUACUUUUUUCCUGUUCUUUCUUUUUUUUCCUUUCUUUUUUGCAUCGAGGUUGCAGCCACCAAGUACAUUGUUGAAUCAAAUCGAAAUAAAAACACACACACAGACACAAAAAAAAAAAAUCGCAAAAAAAAAUAAACAGGCAUAUGAAAUAUUUUUGGGGGAAAGCAAAAGUUUAAAACCUUUUUAAAAAAAAUAGGACUUUUUUAAUAAUGCCUCUGUCUAGCAUGCCAACGAGAAUGCAUUGAUAUUGUGAGUAUUUGUGAUAUACGUAUUAAUAAAUGGAACCAUUACAGAUUUC